AUGGAUUCAUCGUUAGAAACUAGUACUCCUAUUUGGGCAUGCCAAACAAAUGCGAAUCCUUUUGAUUCAAACGGGCCCGAAGAGUGGACAGAUUAUCCAGCUGACAUCUCCCAUCAUAUUGAAUGUGCUUAUCAGUGUGGUAUUUGUGAGAUAAGUAUUCGAACUGGAUAUCGAAUCGAUUUUGCACAUGAACGACAAAUACACAAUAUCGAUUCAUUUCGACAACGUCCUAUUCGGCGUCGUUGUCAAGUGUACGAUAAUCCAAUUCUCAACACUGAAUAUAACCAUGAUGAAGCAUCCAGCAUGAAUAAUCGACUCGACUUUCCUCUUGAAUCAGAUAAUGUCAUCGAAGAUACACAUUAUCAGGGCUCUCGUUUCAUUAUGGAUUGGCUUGUAACAGAAUUUAAAAGUCCAUCAAAUGUGACAUUUAAUCGUAUUCUCAACCUCUUAAUAAAAGGUAUUGAAAUAGAAGGAAAGAUACAGGAAGAGCCAAGGCUGCAAGAAAUAAUUGAACGGCUUUGGGAAGUCGCUGACAAUAGUUCAAUUGGUAGCAACAGUGAACAUAUGAAAACAUUGAGAGAAGUAUGUAUCACUUUGUACACCGACCACACUUUUCUUUACCGCAAAAUCAAUGAAAUUCUUCGAGAUAAUGAUCGAACUAAGAGAGAGACAAUGGCACCUUACUGCUUUCUCUUAUAUGACUAUAUCGGUAGGCACCCGACUGAUAAUGUGUCAAAACUACGUCGUUUGUGUCAAACGCUUCAUUUGAAAAAGAAGAAACCCAUGGUAGUUUAUCGUGGAGAUACGGUAUCAACAAAGAAACUUGAUGAAUAUCGUCAAGCGGCUGGGAAUAAGAAGAAAUGCUUCAAAUGGUCAUGUUUCGUAUCGACGUCAACAGACAUUAAUGUGGCUAGCGAAUUCGCCAAAAAUGUUCUUUACGAAAUCGAUCUUGGUCGAUACAGAUGGAAUGAUCAAUUCGCCAAUAUAUCAAACUUAUCAGUUUUUCCAGGAGAAAAUGAAAUACUUCUAAGACCAGGUGUUCGUUUUUGUGUCGACAAGGUUGAAACACAUUCGACGAUUGCUUGUGAACUUGUGUUUGUUCAUGUUCUUCCAUCAUACAUAUCAACUGUGUAA
Messenger RNA from Rotaria sp. Silwood2, 1134 nucleotides. NCBI's taxonomy places the organism in Eukaryota, Metazoa, Rotifera, Eurotatoria, Philodinida, Philodinidae. The record is from the annotation of a GenBank genome assembly.